Messenger RNA from Symbiodinium necroappetens, 189 nucleotides. The record is from the annotation of a GenBank genome assembly. Lineage: Eukaryota; Dinophyceae; Suessiales; Symbiodiniaceae.
GCUUACGUGGAGGCGGAGCUGACCGCCUAUGGCAAGAUCCAUGGGGAGCUAGGACUGUCGGGUGAGGACUUGAUCAACUACAUCUGGUACGACACACUUGGUGGUGGCGGAGUCUCUGCGGACACGCAGUCCGACAAGGAUGUGGAGAUGUUGGUGGGAGUGAACCCAAGCACAUACAUCUCCAAGUGA